Molecule: messenger RNA, 993 nt
Organism: Cladocopium goreaui
Lineage: Eukaryota; Dinophyceae; Suessiales; Symbiodiniaceae
Source: the annotation of a GenBank genome assembly
AUGUCGCCUCCACUGAGGGUUGCCGCAGAGCUGCCUUCGGAUGGGCUCAAGGUGGAGGGAGGAACCUUGCGAGCUGCCAGGGCCUUGGGCUUUGGAGCUAUAGCCUCGAGGGAGUUGCCACUGCUGCUGGUGCCGGGUGACGCCUGGGGCUUCCUGGGCAGUUCUGCGGCCCCGGAGAGCUUCGCAGAGCUGGCGCGGCGCCUGGGAGACGCCACGAGGCUGGCGGCCUAUGCGGCCUUUUUGGGGAUGACCGAGGAGAAGCAAGAAACCUUUCGCAACCUCGGUGUGCCAGCUGGCAGUGGUGUGCCGGAAGCAUCUCAGAAGGCUGUCGCGGCCUUCCUUCGUGACUUUCCGGAGUACACCGAAGCUCUAGAUUGGCAUCUCUUCAAGCAGGUGGUCUCCAUCGUCAGUGAGCGUGGCACCCAGCUGCCCAGCGGACAGCGGGUGGUCUAUGGACGCUCCGAUCUGGCGAAGCACAGCUGUAGCCCCAACGCCGUGACGGAGGUGCUGGGAGAGGAUGGUCUAAGGGAGGUGAGGGUCAUAGGCUUCAAGGGCAUUUCGGAGAAUGAGGAGGUGACCGUAAGCUAUGUGCCAGAAGAGCUCCUUCUGCAGCCCACGACCGCCCGCAGUCGCGGAAUCCGAGAAUUACGACAGGGAUAUCUGUGUCGCUGCACUCGUUGCAAGCUGGACGGAAGCGAUGUCCCAGAACUGGCAGCGGUGGGGGAGAAGCUUCGACAUGACCUGGCCAUGGAAGAUCUCAAUGGGAGGCUGCAGCUCCUGCAGCGCUUGGACGUGUCUUUGCCCUUGGCCAUGGCCUCCAAGGCCCGUGUGCGCUUCAAAUUGGCGCAGGUCGCUGAGAAGUCGAUGCCACAGGAGGCCAUCCAAUUGUACCAGCUGGCCUUGGAUGAGACGGACAUCGUGUUGGGACAGAAAGGUUUGCGCAAUGCCAGUAACAUCAAGCGUCGCCUGGGGCAAUUAUUGGAACAGAUGUGA